Messenger RNA from Oncorhynchus masou masou (cherry salmon), 306 nucleotides. RefSeq names its product cytoplasmic dynein 2 heavy chain 1-like. Bases 19 to 306 code for a protein of 95 amino acids. The transcript is spliced from 5 exons. The record is from RefSeq and is a predicted model, not a curated record. NCBI's taxonomy places the organism in Eukaryota, Metazoa, Chordata, Actinopteri, Salmoniformes, Salmonidae.
CAGGAGACUGCCAGGUCUAUGGGCUGUUCCAUGGACAGUCUGAAGUUUGUGUCAUCAUGGAAGAGUCCCAUAACAGAGGCUCAACUCCAAGUCAAGGUGGGUGGUCUGCAGUUGGAGGGCUGUAGUUUUGAUGGGGCUCGUCUGUCUGAGAACCGACAUGACUCCCCCAGUGUGUCAGCUGUACCUGACUGCUACAUGGCCUGGAUAGCACAGUGUUCCAGUGGCAGCUACAGUCCUGAGGAGGUCAUCUCCCUGCCUGUGUACACCAGUUCUGAGCGCUCAGUAAUGACCCUGGAGAGGCUCUGA